AUGCGUAUCCACAGCUUGAUUCCGCUGGCGCUGCCUCUGGCAGCAGCCUACUCCGUCCCUUUUGGAAACGAAUUCGGCACCGAGUUUGCUCGUCGCCAGCUUCCCAACGAGCCGACGGGAGUCAAAACAAUCAGGACCGCCAAUAAUGUCACCAUUCGGUACAAAGAGCCCGGGAUCUGCGAGACUACCCGGGGUGUCAAGUCGUAUGCAGGCUAUGUCGACCUGGCCGAGGAUGCACACACGUUCUUCUGGUUUUUCGAAGCUCGUCAUGACCCUGAGAAUGCACCCAUCACUCUCUGGUUGAAUGGUGGCCCGGGAAGUGAUUCCCUGAUUGGUUUGUUCGAAGGUCAGUUUCCUAAGAAAACAAAGAACCUCGUGGCAUGUUGGCACCGUUGCUCACAAACCCAAUAUCUAGAACUCGGACCCUGCCGUGUCAACGAGAAGAAUGAGACAUACCUCAACCCUCAUUCAUGGAACGAGGUUUCCAACAUGCUAUUCAUCUCCCAGCCUCUUGGCACAGGCUUUUCCUAUGCCGAGAAAGGAGCGGGAUCUCUCAAUCCAUUCACAGGCGCAUUUGAAGAUGCCUCUGUGGCAGGAGUCCAAGGACGGUAUCCUGUCAUCAAUGCUACUUUGAUCGGUUAUCACCAAGAUACUACCAACCUCGCCGCUGUAGCUACCUGGGAAGUCCUGCAGGGAUUUCUGAGUGGUUUGUCCAAGCUGGACUCUAAGAUCAAGUCGAAGAGCUUCAAUCUUUGGACUGAGAGUUAUGGAGGACACUACGGCCCCGCUUUCUUCGACCACUUCUACAAAGAGAAUGAAAAGAUUGCCAAUGGCAGCAGCAAGGGUAUUCAGCUCGAUUUCAACACCCUCGGCAUCAUCAACGGAAUCAUCGAUGAAUCUAUUCAGGCUCCCUAUUACCCUGAAUUCGCGCGGCACAAUACUUAUGGUAUCGAGGCGGUUAAUGAGACCGUUUACAACUAUAUGAAAUUUGCCAAUUCAAUGCCCAAUGGCUGCCAGGACAUGAUCGCCAACUGCAAGGCCACCAAUCGCUCUUCGCUGUCCGACUAUGCGAUUUGUACCGAGGCUGGAAAUAUGUGCCGUGAUAAUAGCCCCUACUACGUCUUCAGUGGCCGCGGCACCUACGACAUCCGCCACCCGUCCCAGGAUCCCACACCCCCUAGCUACUACGUCGAUUACCUGGCCAAAGAUGAAGUCAUGAACGCUCUCGGCGUGGAUCUCAACUACACCCAAUCCAACAGCGAGGUCUACUGGGCCUUCCAGCAGACCGGUGACUUCGUGUGGCCGAAUUUCAUCGAGGAUCUCGAGGAUAUCCUCACGCGCCCCGUGCGCGUCGCCCUGAUCUACGGUGACGCAGACUACAUCUGUAACUGGUUCGGCGGCCAGGCCAUCUCCCUCGCCACCCAGUACAAGCACAGUAAGGAGUUCCGCGCCGCAGGCUACGCACCGUUCCUCGUCGACGGCGUUGAGUAUGGUGAGACGCGCGAGUUCGGCAACUUCUCCUUCACCCGUGUCUACGAGGCAGGCCACGAAGUCCCCUACUACCAGCCCAUCGCGUCCUUGCAGCUGUUCAACCGCACCCUGAACGGCUGGGAGCUGCCGACUGGUGGCAAGAAGCUGACAGCGGACUUUGGGUCCGAGGGCCCGAAGACCGCGACGCAUACCGAGUCGUCAGUAGCGCUGCCGACUGCUUCGGAGAAUGCGGGGCUUUCGGUUGGGAGGAAGAACUGGUAG
Penicillium macrosclerotiorum is the source of this 1752-nucleotide messenger RNA. RefSeq names its product Carboxypeptidase S1. Bases 1 to 1752 code for a protein of 583 amino acids. Gene Ontology annotation, molecular function: serine-type carboxypeptidase activity. The transcript is spliced from 7 exons. Gene Ontology annotation, cellular component: fungal-type vacuole. The record is from RefSeq and is a predicted model, not a curated record. Gene Ontology annotation, biological process: proteolysis. Lineage: Eukaryota; Fungi; Ascomycota; Eurotiomycetes; Eurotiales; Aspergillaceae.